Molecule: messenger RNA, 2332 nt
Organism: Lonchura striata (white-rumped munia)
Lineage: Eukaryota; Metazoa; Chordata; Aves; Passeriformes; Estrildidae
Gene: F2RL2
Product: coagulation factor II thrombin receptor like 2
Biological process (GO): positive regulation of Rho protein signal transduction; phospholipase C-activating G protein-coupled receptor signaling pathway; blood coagulation
Cellular component (GO): plasma membrane
Molecular function (GO): thrombin-activated receptor activity
Source: RefSeq, a predicted model, not a curated record
UUGCUGUAGUAGACAAAGAACAAGUUAGCUCCUUACCAUAAACCUCAUGCUUACAGGAUGCUUCUGGAGGACAGAUCAAUCUUUCUUUAGUCCCUUACAGAGAGUAACCCCCCCCCCUACAAAAUGUCUCUUGAGAUGAACUAGCACAGCGCCAUCCUUCAGCUGGCUGGAUUUCACACACUACAAUGAAGAUACUGUUUUUCACUGGACUGCUCUCUCUUACUUCCAAUCUUUGCACUACAGCUUCAGAAUUUUCACUGAAUGGCUCUGCAAUUAAAACCGUGUCUCUUAUAAAAACUUUUCGUGGACUUUCAGCGAGAGACUAUGAUUACAUCCCUCCUUAUGCUAUAGAAGGGGAAACAACAACCAUCCAUAUCAGAGAAAACAAAUGCACUUCAACAAAGCCAAAUGAUUCCACGUUAACAGAAGUGAGCAACACCACGCUGGAGUACCUCACCAGCUCCCUGAGCACCAAGCUAAUACCUGCUGUCUACCUCAGUGCUCUUUUACUGGGUGUACCCUCUAAUGCCAUCAUUCUGUGGAUGCUUCUCUUCAGGAUCCGCUCUGUGUGCACUGCCGUCCUCUACACAAACCUGGCUGUUUCAGACCUGCUCUUCUGCAUCAUACUGCCCUUCAAAAUAGCCUACCACAUCAACGGGAACAACUGGAUAUUUGGGGAGACCAUGUGUCGAGCGACCACGGCAGUGUUUUACGGCAACAUGUACUGCUCCAUCCUGCUGCUGACGUGCAUCAGCGUCAGCCGCUACCUGGCCAUCGUUCACCCCUUCACCUACAAGAGCCUCCCGAAGCGCGCCUACGCCAUCGCCGCCUGCGCUGCCGUGUGGGCCAUCGUCUUCCUCUACAUGCUCCCACUUGCCAUCAUGCAGCAAAGCUACUACGUGAAGCAACUGGACAUUUACACCUGCCACGAUGUGCACAGUGCCUGUGAAACUGUGUCUUCCUUCCAGUUCUACUACUACGUGUCCUUAGCUGUAUUUGGGUUUUUAAUACCGCUCGCAACUAUCGUGUUCUGCUAUGUCUCGAUUAUACGAACACUCAAGACUCACGAGUGGUUCUGGUAUGUUAAAGUCAGUCUGUUGAUUCUUACCAUCUUUGCUAUUUGCUUUGUGCCAAGCAAUAUUAUCCUUAUUAUCCAUCACAUCAACUAUUACUAUUACAAGACAGAUAGGUUGUAUUCUUUUUACCUAAUUGCUUUAUGCCUUAGCAGCCUAAACAGUUGUCUUGAUCCUUUCCUUUACUUUCUAAUGUCAAAAAUUAGAAGUCAAUCCAAUAUUUAUCUGACAAUGGUUAAAAUAUCCAGGGAAAAAUGAAUUUAUUUCUAUUACUGGAAUUAUGAUUUUGUAUAGUACUAACAGAGACAGAAAGAAAUCUCAGGUGAAACAUUUAUACAUCAAGUAAAAUCGGUUAGAAAACACAUUCUCAGUUAAAUUUACUUCCUCCCACACAAGGAAUAUCUCCAAAAAUACACUUCUCUAGCUCUAUAACUUUAUUAAAUGUAUUGCAACACCUGUUUUAGAUUCAGAGAAGUAGCUCUGCACCUCCAUUUCUUUCUGAGAUCACAUGGAGAAGUUCCCAGAAUAUCAGCUACCACAGCCUCUAAAUACCAGAAGGAGUCAGAAUCCAAAGAGCACUUCUAGGGCAAUACAUGACACUUCAAAUUAGCUCUCAGCCAACAAUCACUGCAGAAGCAGUGUUACAAAAACAAGUUUUGGCCUGGUGAAAAUGGGAACAAGCUCUUUCUACGUGCCUGGGCGCAGUCAAGAGCAAAUACUCCCUGGAUAUGCAGAGGGAAAUACAGAGUCCCCAUAGGUUCACAAAACAGUGAGUCUACAGCCGUGGACACAGAGCCUGACUCUGCCAAGGCUACCUCUCCCACGAGGCUGUUUAACCAGUUCUGCACUGGAGACUUGUUCUUCCACUUUGUCAGCGCCUGCAUUCCCCUAACCCACAGGGAUUGCUGGGAUCUAACCCUUAUCAGUGUAAAUCCAGGCAUAUAUUAAUCUUGCUUGGUAAGCAAAACAGGGAAGCUAUUUUGUAGUAUUCUCUAUUUCCACAUCCUCACAGCAAAUACCUACAGUGUUACAAAUAUGGCAGCUAGUUACUAUUGACUAUUAGUAAAACAAUGGGUCAAUUUUUACCUUUACAGAAAGUCAAAACCUACUUAUAUACUAAUUUCCUAGAAAAUUACCUCAGUGGUUGUCAUUUGAAUUUGUAACUGCAGCAUGUAAGUGAGGCUAAAAAUGUCUUAUGUUGUUUUGAUAAUAGUAUUGUAAAAAAACUUUACUUAAAUAAAAUGAGUUGCACUGGAAAA